Messenger RNA from Neoarthrinium moseri, 1560 nucleotides. RefSeq lists its product as uncharacterized. Gene Ontology annotation, biological process: proteolysis. Lineage: Eukaryota; Fungi; Ascomycota; Sordariomycetes; Amphisphaeriales; Apiosporaceae. The record is from RefSeq and is a predicted model, not a curated record. Gene Ontology annotation, molecular function: aminopeptidase activity; metalloexopeptidase activity. The transcript is spliced from 3 exons. The coding region runs from base 1 to 1560 and encodes 519 amino acids.
AUGGUGGGAUACGAAACAUUACAGGUGGCGGGGAGCCUGGUGCUUCUCGCCGCCUCUCAGGCGUCUGCAGUCCAGAAUCAGGUAGCCGGCCGGGCUGACCAGGUGCCGCUAGGUGUUGGCGCCGACGCCGGCAUCAACCACCACAAGACGUCCAAGCCACUGGUCAGCACUGAGGCGCUCCAGCACAGCAUCAAGAGUGACAACCUUCUUGCCCGCGCCAAGGAUCUGUACAAGAUUGCCAAGCUGGGAGAGGAUGAAUACAACCACCCGACUCGAGUUAUCGGAAGUGAAGGGCAUCUGGGCACGCUCUCGUACAUCUACUCCAGUCUUGCUGAACUGGGUGACUACUAUACUCUGUCGAAUCAGUCCUUCCCGGCCGUUACUGGUAGAGUGUCUGAAUCGCGACUGGUGCUGGGAGAUAAGGUGCCAGAAUCGGCCUCGCCAAUGUCUUUGACGCCCCCAACGAAGGACAAGCAGCCCGUUCAUGGAGAUCUCAUAUUCGUUCACAAUAGUGGAUGUAAUGUCUCCGACUUUCCGACCGAGGUCGCUGGCAAUAUUGCCUUCAUCCAAAGGGGCACUUGCCCCUUCGGAACCAAGUCCGAAAAUGCCGGGAAAGCCGGUGCUGUGGCGGCUGUGAUCUACAACAAUGAGGAAGGACCGGUGCAUGGCACCUUGUCAACCCCGACGCCGGAUCAUGUCGCCACCUUUGGGCUUUCUGACGAAGAUGCCGCUCCUUUUCUCAAGGACCUGAAGAGCGGCAAGCGUGUUGAUGCCAUAGCCUACAUGGAUGCGGACGUGACCACAACCAUCACCGACAAUAUCAUUGCUCAAACGGUAAAUGGCGACCCGGAGAACUGUGUCAUGCUGGGCGGCCACAGCGACAGUGUAACCGAAGGGCCUGGCAUCAACGAUGAUGGCUCCGGUAGCCUGACUGUGCUCGAGAUCGCAACCCAGCUCACCAAGUUCGCUGUAAACAACUGCGUCCGCUUCGCGUGGUGGUCUGGCGAAGAAGAAGGACUUCUUGGGUCGGACUACUACGCAGCCGCCCUUUCGCCUGAAGAAAACCUCAAGAUUCGACUCUUCAUGGACUAUGACAUGCUUGCAAGUCCGAAUUUCGCGUACCAGAUCUACAAUGCUACGAAUGACGUGAAUCCCGUCGGAUCGCAGCAGCUCAGGGAUCUGUAUGUCGACUGGUACAGGUCUCAGGGCCUCAACUAUACCUUCAUUCCAUUUGAUGGUCGCAGUGACUAUGAUGGUUUCAUCAGGGCUGGUAUUCCUGCUGGUGGUAUUGCCACCGGUGCCGAGGGCGUUAAGACCAAGGAGGAGCAAGAGAAAUUUGGUGGCAAGGCAGGCGACUGGUUUGACCCCUGCUACCACCAACUCUGCGACGAUGUUAGCAAUCUCAAUCUCACAGCAUGGGAGGCGAAUGCAAAGCUCGUGGCCCACUCCGUCGCGACAUAUGCCGUUUCGUUCAAGGGAUUUCCUGAGCGCAGUCCUUUAGCAAGCUCUGCUGUUUAUGAGCAGACGACCAAGUACCGCGGGUCACGCCUUUUCAUCUGA